Molecule: messenger RNA, 930 nt
Organism: Doryrhamphus excisus (bluestripe pipefish)
Lineage: Eukaryota; Metazoa; Chordata; Actinopteri; Syngnathiformes; Syngnathidae
Biological process (GO): osteoblast differentiation; bone development; regulation of cellular response to insulin stimulus
Cellular component (GO): extracellular region
Molecular function (GO): calcium ion binding; structural constituent of bone; hydroxyapatite binding
Source: RefSeq, a predicted model, not a curated record
AGAACCAACCAGCUCGGUCAAAGCACCAAGAGAAGACAUCUAAGGAAGACACCAUGAAGACUCUCACCAUCCUCGCUCUCUGUGCUCUCCUGUCUGUGUGCUGGGCCACAGGAGCUGUUGAAUAUGAGGUUUACGUGGAUCACGACGGUGAUCACACCGACGACCAAGGCGUCGCUGUUGACCAUGCUGACACCGGUGACAACGGAGACAACGGAGACAAUGGAGACAACGGAGACAACGGAGACAAUGGAGAUUCAACCAACUCUGACUCAUCCUCAGACUCGUCUGAUUCAGAUUCAGACUCAUCUGAUUCGGACUCAGAUUCCGAUUCAGGCUCCGACUCUAACUCCGACUCUGCCUCCGAUUCUUCCUCUUCCUCUUCAUCUUCCUCCUCAUCCGAAUCAGCCAGUACUGAAGAAUCCCACGUGGUCAUGAAGCGAGACCUGGCUGCUGUUAUGUUGAGGAGAAGACGCCAGGCCUCAGGAGUCCUGUCCCCUUUCCAGCUCGAGAGCCUUAGAGAGGUGUGCGAGCUGAACAUGGGCUGCGAUGAGCUGGCCGAAACACAGGGCAUCGUGGCGGCCUACACCGCCUACUACGGACCCCCUCCCUUCUAAGCAGGACGCUCACACGGGAACUGUGUUGUUUUUCUCUUUUUCAUUCGCAGUCCAUCCCAAAACGGAGGUCACAAAUUUUUUUUGCACAAGUGUGCGCUCUCUCCAAGGACCUCCAGAGAGGUGCAGAGUACACCGUAGCCCUAAUAUGUUGAAAUUAAUCAUCACGCCCCUUUCUAUAGCACCAUGAAUAGUGCUACCGAUGUAUUUAUUUAUACCAAAGUUUCUUUUUACUAUAGCCAUGAGCUUGUAGGUGUACUGUAGUGGCUUUGUACAGAGUGUGUGACAUGACAUGUGUGCAUGAAUCAUCUGCAAUGGA